CAUGUAUAAGGUAGUGCUAUCUCAGGACCACAGGGGGAAGUGCUUCUAGAUAUCAUGGCUGCUCGCCGUCUGUGCGAGGGACAUUCGGUUCCUGAGGGAGUACUCGAGGCGCGGCGUGGACGUGUGGGCCGUGUCGCUGCAGAACGAGCCCACGUCCGGCGCCGUCGUCACCAACGGCCUCAACAGCAUGGGCUGGAGUCCGCAGUGGCUGCGCCGCUUCCUCCAAGACUUCCUGGGCCCCACGCUGCAACGCUACUCCGAUCUGGCCGACAUAGACAUCAUCAUCGGGGAGGACAAUCGCGACUAUUUGCACUGGUCCGAAGAGAUCCUGGAGGGCGAGGCGGCGCCCCGGCUGACGAGCGGCGUGUCGCUGCACUGGUAUAGGAAUGACGUCACCGACCCCAGCAUGCUGGAUGAGCUACAUUGGAAGCACAGCGACCUCUUCAUCCUCUACACAGAGGCCUGCUACGGUCCCUUCUUGGGUACCGGGUACCCAGCAGUGAGACUGGGAUCGUGGGAACGAGCAGAGAACUACACCAGCGACAUCAUACAGGUGACGAACCACUGGACGUCCGGCUGGGAGGACUGGAACAUGGUGGUGAACACCGAGGGCGGCCCCACCUGGAUUGGAAACCACGCGGACGCGUCCAUCGUGGCUAACGCGACGGCGGACGAGUUCUACAAGCAGCCCAUGUACUACGCCAUCGCCCACUUCUCGCGCUUCGUGCCGCGCGGAUCACGGCGCGUCAGCCUCCAGAUGGACGUCUACUCCAGCGACGUCGAGAGCGUCGCCUUCCUCACACCUCAAGAUGACGUCGUCGUCGUCCUUCAGAACAAGCAGGGGACGCGGCGCUCCGUGGUGGUGUCGGACCCCCAGCUGGGAGAGGCGUCGCUGUCGCUGCCCGCACACUCCAUGCACACGCUCGUCUACCGGCGAUUCGGCAACACUGUCUGA
This is a messenger RNA of Schistocerca piceifrons (Central American locust), 955 nucleotides long. RefSeq names its product lysosomal acid glucosylceramidase-like. The record is from RefSeq and is a predicted model, not a curated record. The coding region runs from base 188 to 955 and encodes 255 amino acids. Lineage: Eukaryota; Metazoa; Arthropoda; Insecta; Orthoptera; Acrididae. Gene Ontology annotation, molecular function: glucosylceramidase activity. Gene Ontology annotation, biological process: glucosylceramide catabolic process. The transcript has 6 exons.